AUUGGGUGUGGGGUCGAUCAGGGUGUGGGAUCGAGAGGAGGACAACAUCGGAAUGCCAGCUAAUCAGGAUAAGGAUGUAGGAACCAAUGAAGUGCAGGAGAAAGAACGCCAAGGCAACAGGGUGAGGAAAGCGGGUCGUGUAGGGGGAUCUGGACAAGGUGGGGAAGAAGAGAUUGCAAGGCAGGAAAAGGGGCUCAGCGCGGAGGGAGGGGGAACAGGUUGUAAGGAAAGGACGAAGGGUCGGAAUCUGGAGAGGGAUGGGUUAACUGUGGAUAUGCAGGUGAUGGAGGAGGAGAGCAAUGAAGAGAGAAAGAGCGACGGACGAGAGCAAGAGAGGAAUGGACAAACCAGAUCCCCAGGGGCCACAUCGGGUAUUGGAGGAGCAGGAGCUCAAAGAGGAUCUCGACGGAGGAGAGAAAGGCGUGGAGAGAGACGGGAAGAGAGAGGCUACAGACUCAGGACAAGGAGAGAAGAGGGUGGGGAAAAGCAGAUUGCUGGGGGGAGGUCGGGAGGGGGAUGGAGGGCACAAGUUGAAAGAUGGAAUCGAGCAGGUGGAAGGGAGGCAAUGGAGAAGGAAGACAGAGACAAAUUCGAGAGGAACUAGAGAGUGUGCGUGUGUGUGUGUCACACACAGACACACACACACACACACACACACACAGAGAGAGAGAGAGAGAGAGAGAGAGAGAGAGAGAGAGAGAGAGAGAG
Molecule: messenger RNA, 708 nt
Organism: Chara braunii
Lineage: Eukaryota; Viridiplantae; Streptophyta; Charophyceae; Charales; Characeae
Source: the annotation of a GenBank genome assembly